Molecule: messenger RNA, 4006 nt
Organism: Amphibalanus amphitrite
Lineage: Eukaryota; Metazoa; Arthropoda; Thecostraca; Balanomorpha; Balanidae
Exons: 3
Coding region: 1138-2115 (325 amino acids)
Source: RefSeq, a predicted model, not a curated record
ACCUGACACCCAGCUGUCAGCUGAGCACGUGGAGCAAUCGACGCAUCGCGCGGCACGCCAACGGCGGCGGCGCUGGCAGAGGGCGGCACGACGCGGCGACGAUGCCCCGAGGCUAUUUGCGGUCAGGUGGCCGCAGCGGUCGGAGCCCCGUGUGUGUGGCGGUGGUCAGGUGAAUGUGUGCUGUGCUGGUUGAUUAGCGACAUUAGAGUGGAGUAGUGAGUCGACGAACCAAAAGAACGGAGGCUUCUGUUGAAGACUAAUGAGGGCCACAGUGCGGUGAUUACACGAGUGCAGGUGCCCGUCCACGUGCCUCCCAAAACUCAAGACACACCGCAAUUCGUCGCUCGCUGACACCAGCUCAGCUCGAGUGACAACCGCGUAAGCGCCAGAGACCGAACGUCUGCGAAACACAGCGCCCACCAAGCCAAUAAAUCCGCACAUCGGGUCAGCGAUCGCCGGCUCGCAUCGGGCACUGAUUCGCGAGGUGGCCGGCGUCCAAUUCGGUUGGCGACCGGGGGAGGGCGGCUCCGUCCCUGCCAGAGGUGGAGGUACUGACUGACAGACGGACGAGCCGAGAGCGACAGACGAGGGUGCGGCCGCCAGUGACCGGCGGUGACCGACAGUGACCACCAGUGACCGGCGGUGACCGACGGUGACCACCAGAGAAGGCCAACGGUGACACCAAGGGACACCCGGUCACCGGUGGCUGUUACAGUGACCUGAGUGCGAGGAGUAACAUCCCAGUAACGCCCCAGUGAGGACCAGUGGCCAUCAAUAGCUCGGUGAAAGUGUAAUGACUGCUGUGACGACCACUGCGAUUUCUGACGGCCACAGUUACAGUCUAUGACCAUUCGGCCAAAGCAGGACUUGUUCCAGCGAGAAGCCGUUCAGUAACGAUAAGAGCUCCCGGUAAACGGCUUGCCAGCAACACGUAUUCUGGCGACAACCGUCUAAUCGGCAACACUUCUCUUCGGCGAAAACGCAUACAGUGGCUUUCGCGUGCGACUGAAAUAGCGUUAUUUCGGUGCGAAUGGGACGUCCUGUUGAGGUGACGUUCAUCCCCGUCCAUUAGUGACGCUCCGUUACGUUCAGCGCCGUCCUGUGUCGACCCCUGCGUGACCUGACCCUCCGCCCACCAUGCCCGGGGAGCUGGGUGACCCUCCGGCCGACGACUGGGCCGAACAGUGCCUGCGCCGGUGUCGAGCGGAGGCCGUCUGCUCCCUCCGUGCCCUCCUGCAGGAGGACAACUCCGACCCACUACCCAACAAUGCCAACGCCACGGCCAGGCGCACCUCCCCGCCGGAGAUAAUCGUCACACCGGCUGACACGGACGAAGACCGCGCCUGUCCCACUCCACCUCUGCUCCCAGACGGUCACCUCCCGCCGGAUACAGGCGGUGACCUCUCACCGCCACCCAAACGUAGAGGGCACUCGCUGAGGAAACUGCUCACACGGUCCAAGAAGUCUCGCCGCGCUGAGAAGAAGGCACAAAACUCGGAGACAAGUCCCGAUGUUGUCCGGAGCACAGCUGAACUGUCACCGGAGUCCGCCUGCCGCGGUCCCGUCGGAAAGGCGGCGGCUCGGGCGGCCGCCACCGCCGCCGCCCGCCGCACCUCCCAAUCUGUGGAGAACUCCUCGCAGGCCCGUCCGUUCUCCAUGUCGAUGCGCGCCCCGGCGCCGGCCGCGCCUCCGGAGCCCGAUGACCUGGCGGUCCGGCUGAGGGCGUACACGGAGAGUGGAGGUCCGGGCCGGCCGGGGGCCGGGAGACACCAGACGGACAGCGCCAGCGCGCUCUCGGCAGAGUUCCAGCGGUACCUGGCGGCGCGCGUGGCUGAGCUGCGCGAGCGGCGCCGGCGCGGCCUCUCCGAUGACCAGGUGCGAGACGAGUUCCUCCGAGAGGUUGGCGGCAUGCUCCGGGAGAUGGCCGACCAGCUCCGAGAGGCCCGGCUGAAACAGCAGCGGGAGCAGCAGCAGUCGCAGUCGGCUCUGCCCACCAGGCUGGUGGUGUCAGCGGCGCACCGGAUCGAACGGGGCUUCCUGGCGGCUGGCGGGGCCGUCAGAUACGCGCUGCGCUUCAUCACACAUACCGGGCACUCGGAGCAGGAGGCCUGCUGACGGCCGGAGCACGAUAGAGCCAAGAGAAGCAGUCGGGCUACAACCAAAGACUUUAUCGCCCGUCCGUGGCAGAAAAGAAUGGCGACAAAGCGACAUGACUAUGACGUGCCUUAAAGGUUUUAAUCAUCCCUUUAGUGACGCAGGCGUCGGUCGUAUCGUUGUUGGAGAAGUAUGAUACAGUAAGUUACAACGGCGGCUUCAAAGGGGAACCCGAACUGCCAGACAAGGAAUGGACAAGGCGUCGUUCUAGAAGAGUGUUAUUGAUGGUAUUUAUCGAGCGCCUCAAUGAAUUCUAUCGCUCAAUGCAAGGAUGAACGAAGUGUCUUCCCUGUGCGUCUUCAAGUGUACCCCAGUUUGUGUUACUCCGUGCAGUGUUAGUGUUCGUGUGGAUUGCAGAACAUCAUGUGUGCCGAGGAGGGAGGGAAUCAGACGUGCCGAAUGAAGCCUGAGCCGAGCCGCGGUUUUUGCUGUUGUCACCCAGCUGUUCCCUGUACCACACGCACCGUCGCUGCUCCAUAUACCCCACCAGCUGCGGGCGGGCCGCUGUUUUUACGUCUGUCUGAUAUUCACACGGACACCUGUGCAGAGCUCAGCCGUGUUUGGGGGAGAGUGAGCUGUCAUCGUGUCAUCGCGGCUGCUAGUUGGCUGGUCGGCGAGUCACCGCGGUGGGACGGGGAGAGGGAGGGUCGUUCCCCACCGGUGAGGGAGGGGAAAGUGGAGGGUGUUCUAGGUCGUAGCACAUGUCGUAUCACAAUGAACUGAGGAUCAUCUACGCCUGUUUGUUGGGCGUCUUUUAGUAGUGAUUGACCUUGCUUGUGUGUAUUCGGCUGCCAGUUGUGACUACCACGUGGGGAAAACGUGUUGUGAACUGCAGGACAAAAGAGGUGGACAAAAGAGGACAAACAACACCGGUGGGCGCUGCAGUAGUACAACCAUAAAAAUCGAGUUCUGCAACGAAAUGUCAAAGAAGUGUGGCUACUGAAGAAAAAAUGUAGAUGAAACAAAUACAACAAAGCCAUUUUUAACAUGACAAUAUAUUGUUCUUCGGCAUCACAGACAUAGCUCGACAUUCAAAUUCGUUCCAUAACCGCUUUAAAUAUGUAAGUGCCUAUGCAAAACAAAUCACCUACAAGGAAAAUCACAACCAACAACGACUACCGUCUAAAUCACGAGCUGAAAACGGUUCCCCACGGCGUGUGAACAUCAACCAUACGACACAUGUCUCAAAACGUCCCAGCUGACUAGGUUGAACACAUCAAGCGGAGACAUACAACCGCUCCAUCACCCCACAUUUUCAUUGCACGCAACGAAUAAACCCCGUACGCGGGCAUUUUCAAGCAUAUCCUGCUUGUAAGGCUGGCAGUCAGCCCGUUCGCCCUUACCUACCUACUCUAAAAUGGCUAUCAGAAGUCAGAACCCGACAGGGCGGUCGAAUUCGACUCACUAUCUCCUGGUGAGAGACCCUGAAGACACACGGCGGGGUGAUCUCAAAUGUUGGGGCCCCGGGAAACCCAUGAAUAAGCGAAGACAGACUUCAGGACACAGGGUGACAGGACCCUGCUGUGGCUAAGCGGACAAUGCGGACAAGGGGAUAGUAGACUACGCGGGUAGCGUAUAUGUGAAAAAAAGCAGACACAAAGGACAACGGACACUUAUACAUCGGCAAAAAUAACAGCGGACGAUGCGGACCCCGGACGCAUCACCGACCCGUUAAAAAGGACGGUACCGAAUGGCCCAAUCCACACCGCUGCGAUAGUCACACCACCAGGGGGUCACAAUUACUGGUGGACACACUGGGUUGGUCGUGGCUAGCGAAUAUCAAACCACUACCCAGUGCGAGUCCUAGCCUCCUGAAAUGCCUCCAAAUGCCACCGAUAUAUCACAUGCAUGG